This is a messenger RNA of Mollisia scopiformis, 1170 nucleotides long. RefSeq lists its product as uncharacterized. Lineage: Eukaryota; Fungi; Ascomycota; Leotiomycetes; Helotiales; Mollisiaceae. The record is from RefSeq and is a predicted model, not a curated record. The transcript is spliced from 3 exons. The annotation marks the transcript as partial.
GCUGUCUUUCUUGCGGGCUUUGCUGCUCUCACAGUCGCUUCUCCAGCUUCUCAAGUAAUUGACUUCGCUUCUGUCAACGCCGCACCUUCUCCGUCUCUGACUGGCCCUCCUCCGUUUGCUACAAUCAACGAAGUCUCUAUCAAUAUCGCUUCAGUCGCCGCAGAAGGCUCUGCGGCGGUAACUGGAGUUGCGUCAGCUUCUGCCACUGCGUCUCAAGCAGUUAAUGCAAAGCGCGUAUGGGGCUGGGAUGUCACAAGUGUCAGCUCUACAACCAGCUCGACAACUUCUUGCCCUACGACUCCUGAGCCAGGGACUUAUUGCGGAUUCAUCAACCCUGAAGAUGCUUGUGCUAUUCAACCAGAUGGGUACGGACCCCAUGUCGAGCCCGACACACCCGAUGCAUUCUUAGCUUACCCCGAGUUCCACGAAGAAGCUCGCGCUGCCAAAGCUCCAGCUGGCUAUGUUGAGACCUUCGUUGACUUGAACGCUUCAGUCUCAGCAAACACAUAUCUUGGUCUUCAGACUCUCCAAUCAUACGAUGUUAGCCUCUGUGCCCAAUACUGCGACAGCAAAGACCUUUGCACAGGUUUCAAUAUCUUCUUCGAACGAGACCCUUCUCUCAACCCAUCGGCAAACUGCACUCAGCCAGCUUCAAUCACAAACUACAAGUGCACACUCUGGGGAUCCGGAGUCUACACCGCAUCAGCAACCAACUAUGGUGACUACCGCGGAGAAUUCCACGUCGUGAUCACCGGCUCAGAUGGAUUUGAAAAGACCAACACCACCACUCCACCAUCUCAACCAGGAUGGCAACCACCUCAACAGUGCGGGAGUGAUGGUGGUAGUGUCCACAACCACCCAAACAAUUGCAUGGGAACAUCUUUCUUCCCUGGCCCUUACAACCCCGCUGUUUGCGCAAACUACGCUCAAGCCCAGAAUAGCCAGAACAAGCAAUCGCCUUGGUGGUCUCAAUGGGUGAACGCUUGGACUGGCUAUAAUUCCCAUCAGUGUGACUUCUUCAACAGCUACAUGUUGAAGAAGAAUGGACAUCCGCUUGGAACAUAUUGCGCUUUAUUUAGUCAGAGUUAUUCUGGUGGGGAGGCGAUAUAUACUCCUGGAUGGCAGGGAAGUGAUUACUGGAGCAUUGAAAGCUCUUGGGGCUGGGAGAUU